GUUGUAGUAUAUGCUUAUUAAAGUCUGUAGACUAACUUCUAUCGACUAUACUAUGUUAGUUGGUAGUCGAUAUAUCGAUGAGGACUGCUAUUCAACUAUGUUCUCUAUUCGUCAAGAACUCGAAACCUGUUUGUAGAAGUGCCGCAUAUAAUUUUCAAUAUACGGUGAAAUAUUCGAAUAAAAUGGCUGAGAAAACAGCACUUUUAUUAAUAGCUGAUGGAUCUGAGGAAAUGGAAGCUGUAAUAACGGCGGACGUCUUACGUCGUGGCGGAGUUUCUGUAACUAUAGCAAGCUUAGGUGACAAUGAAUGCGUUAAGUGUAGUCGUGAUGUAAAAGUUUGCGCUGACACUAAAUUUGCUAAUGUCAGUGACAAGAAGUAUGAUGUUAUCAUACUACCUGGGGGACUCAAUGGCUCAAAAGCAUUCGCAGAGUCAGCUGAUGUUGGCAAGCUAUUGCAAGAACAAGAAAAAGAAAAUAAACUUAUUGCUGCUAUCUGCGCAGCACCAACUGCUUUAAAAGCACAUGGUAUUGCUAAAGGAAAACGCGUUACUUCAUACCCAGCAAUGAAAGAUCAGAUGACCGAUGAUUAUGAAUACUCAGAGGAUCGUGUAGUAAUAGAUGGUAAUCUAAUUACAAGCAGAGGUCCUGGAACGGCAUUUGCAUUUGGUUUGGCUCUUGUUGAAAAAUUAGUAAGCAAAGAAAAAGCCACUACUGUUGCAAAAGGAAUGUUGUAUGAAGGCUAAAAAUAUACAUUAUAAUUACACUAAUGAUAGCUAACAAUUUCUAUAAAAUAUUGUUGCUAUGUUUACAAAUA
Messenger RNA from Polistes dominula (European paper wasp), 814 nucleotides. RefSeq names its product protein dj-1beta. Lineage: Eukaryota; Metazoa; Arthropoda; Insecta; Hymenoptera; Vespidae. The record is from RefSeq and is a predicted model, not a curated record. Gene Ontology annotation, biological process: glycolate biosynthetic process; response to oxidative stress; glyoxal metabolic process. Gene Ontology annotation, cellular component: mitochondrion; cytoplasm; nucleus.